This is a messenger RNA of Sphaerulina musiva SO2202, 4867 nucleotides long. RefSeq names its product PLC-like phosphodiesterase. The transcript has a single exon. The record is from RefSeq and is a predicted model, not a curated record. Lineage: Eukaryota; Fungi; Ascomycota; Dothideomycetes; Mycosphaerellales; Mycosphaerellaceae. Gene Ontology annotation, molecular function: phosphatidylinositol-4,5-bisphosphate phospholipase C activity. The coding region runs from base 1013 to 4480 and encodes 1155 amino acids. Gene Ontology annotation, biological process: phosphatidylinositol-mediated signaling; lipid metabolic process.
CGCUUCCCACCUCAGUCACUCCUUCUGCCACCCACUGCCCGCGUCUGCUGCAGCAUUGAUUGUUCAGCACCCGCCCGCCUGCCUGCCUGCACGCACGCACGCACGCACGCAGGCAAUCAACCAACGCACGCUCACACACACCGUACGCACGCACGCCCGCACGCCCGCCCACCCUCUCGCAGCGCAGCGCAGCGCACCAGAACGAACAGCCAGCGUUGUGCUCCACGGAUCGCCCAUUCACCGGAAAAGGAACCCUCUCCGUGCGCGACCGCAACGUCAAGUCGGACAAACCGGACAAGUCGGAGGAAUCGUGGUCUCUGACACCGGCACGCGCGUGCUGCUGGCUGCGAGCGCAUUCCUUGUGCGCGAGCCUGCACAAGGGGAGAGAGACGAAGCGGCUAAGGCACCCCACGCGACUUCACUCAGCCUUGCACGCACGCUGUGCCCCUUCCAGUCAGCCCUGCAGCAGUGCGGAGACCUCUCUUCUGCCUGGUGCAGCAAGGGAACGCAACACAGGCCCAGUUAAACAUCCUGCUGCCCGGCGCACCUCUGCUCCAUCCUUCGUCAGGCAACCUGCCAAAAAAUCAAAAAGCACGAUUAAACUCGUUCUCGGGGCCGGUCCUUUUGCGCGCUGUGCGCCUUCCACACUCCUCAUCAUCAUCAUCAUCGACUUGCCUCCAGUUGGCCUUAGUAACGAACGAACCUUCCCACACAGCAACUGGGCUUCUUCUUUUCUCUUCCUUCCAUACCUGGUUGUAAACGUACCCGACUCGGCCCACGCGAGUGUACCCGAGCUUUGCCUUUCCCGUCAACUCGACAGCACCCUCCCUGGACCCAACCUCUCCACGCCGGCUGUGUCGAUCUGGUCGUGACAGGUCUUCAUUUGACGUCGCUCUCUACUGCUGGUCACCAUGUGCAGCCAUUGUCGAAUCGAAUAGCCUUCACCCACCCCACCCCACCACCACCACCACUACGACCACCAACCACCAACCACCACCUCCUGGUCGUAACCAUGAACCUAUUCUCCGACAAUCAUCGCCUCGACAGCUAUUCGCCACGCAGCGUGUCUGCCGCUAGUUCCACGUCUCACGCGCAGCAGCUGCCCUCUGCUGCUGUCCCUUCGCCGGCGAAGAUCAAUUCAGGUAUAGCUAUGAGCGUGAAUCCUGCCUCGACCGGAAUGAGCGCCACGUCUCUUCCCCCUCGUAGCAGCUCGUUGCACCAGAUCUAUCCCGUCAAUUCCUACCCUUCAGUGUCUCAAGACUCCUUGGCGGAUAUCAGAAUGUCUCCCCGCAACUAUCAGUCGUCGUCGCCCAUCCCGCGCCGGACUUUGUCAGAUCGCACAUUUUCGGAGCGCUCUCCGUCCCCACAUUCUCGUGCUGGCCACUCGGGGGCGAUGGCAGAAGCAAUCUCCAACAAUGGUCGAGCUCCCAGUCUGCUUCGAAAGCUGUCUCGUGGAGCUUCCAACAGACUGCGUCGCCGCGCUUCUACCGCCCACUCGAUGCGUCUACGAGACCAGAGCGCAGGACCUCUUCUCGUUCGUCGGCGUAGUGAUAGCAAUGGCGCGUCAGACUUCCAAGACGUCUCGGACCUGGACCUGGACAGCAAUACCGAAGAUCACGAUGACUAUCCGCCCUACAUUAAGGAUCGCAAUAACGCCCUCGGUAUUAAUGUCGGUCGACCCACUGUUGCCCCCACCAGCACCGCGAGCACGUUCGUCGGCGGUAUCGCCCCAUCUUCCUCUGCCCUUCUCGAGAAGGGAACGUGGGUGUGGAAACUUACUCGACGCAAUCGGAAACGCAUCCAGUUACGUUUGGAUUCCAGCUCGGCGAGAGUGUGCUGGCAUGGUAAGAAACCUGAUAAGUCUUUCUUCAUCGAUGACGUCCGUGAGAUGCGUAUUGGAGCACAAUCGAGGAAUGCGCGAGACGACAUUCAAGUUGGUCUCGACCAGGAAGAUUUGCUCGUCAGUAUUGUCUACUGUACUCCAGAGCGUUUCAAAGGACGCAUCAUUAAGACUAUGAACAUCUUGAUGCCUGAUAACUACAUAUUGAAGCUGUGGACGUCAGCGCUCAAUAUCGUCACUCGAGAGCGCAUAGAAUUUAUGAAUGCACUCUCAUCAAAUCCCGAAAAGGCGGAAAAGGGCAUGGCCAUCGCCUGGAAACAGCAUAUGGCUCUCAAAGACUCCGCGGAUGAAGAGCGUCUUGAUCUGAAGGAUGCCAUGUCGAUGUGCCGCAAGCUGGAGAUCAAUUGCACCGAGUCUGCUGUCAAGACGCACUUCAAGGCCAUCAGUCGCGAUGAGCACAUGUCUCUGGAUUACAACCAGUACAAGGAUUUCAUCCAGUCAUUCCGGGAACGAAAAGACAUCACUCAUAUCUUCAAGAAUUGGCAGCUUGGCACUGAUCACGACAUGGACCUGGAAACUUUCUUCGACUUUAUGCGCCAAGAGCAAAAAGUCGACGUCGACAAAGACCGGGCGUACUGGCAAAGUGUCUUUGACAAGUUCGCACGUCCUGCACAAAACCGCCCCAGUUUACCAGACGCUGUUCCAAGUUCCCUCCAGAAAGUGUGGACAAUUCAAAGCUUCCAGAGCUUCUUGACCUCAUCGUACACCUCGCCGAUCGCGCCUUUGGUAGGCGAGCCUAUACUGGACAGACCCUUGAAUGAGUAUUUCAUCUCGAGCUCUCACAACACAUACCUGCUCGGGCGACAAGUGGCCGGCACGUCGAGCGUCGAAGGUUACAUUGCCGCAUUGGUGAAGGGGUGCCGUUGCGUCGAGAUUGAUUGCUGGGAUGGCGAUGAUGGUCGCCCAAUUGUGACACACGGAAGGACGAUGACGAGUAAGAUUCCUUUCGAGGAUUGCGUCUCUGUUGUUGCCAAGUAUGCCUUCCACAGCUCGCCAUACCCAUUGAUCGUCUCUUUGGAAGUCCAUUGCAACUCUGAGCAACAGCUCAUUAUGGUAGACAUAUUGCGCAGAACUCUCGGUACCAUGAUGAUCACGGAGCCCAUUUCAAGCAACACUGUCAGCUUGCCUUCGCCAGAGGAGCUCCGUAAUAAGAUUCUGAUCAAGGUCAAGGCCUCUGCCGAGAUUGAACAGUCCCAAUGGCUGAACGAAAAUAUCACAGGGCGCAGCAGAGCUCGCAGUUUGACGUCCAGCUUCGGUCGAACUCCUUCGACAGAGAACACGAGCGCCAUGUCGUCUCCUGCAGUGUCCAGCUCGGUUGCGACAAGUCCGUCCGAGACCAAUGCAGUCUUCACUCCUCGCGGAUCUGGCGCCGUGACCCCCAGCAGCUCUGCAGACGAUAGUGACGAGUUACGGCAUCCCACGGACAAGCCGAAGCGCCGUGUCAACAAGACUCGCAUCGUCCACGAACUAGGCAAGCUUGGCGUGUAUGCACAAGGCAUUAAGUUCGGCGCUGGCUUCCUGACACCAGGCAGCAAGGCCUACAAUCACAUCUACUCCUUCAACGAGAACACCUUCGAUGACCUGUGUACAAAGAAGACUGACAACAAAGCCAUCAUGGAGAAGCACAAUGUCAAACACCUCAUGCGCGUCUACCCCGCAGCGAAGCGGGUCGAUUCAUCGAAUUUCAACCCCAUGACCGUCUGGCGCCGUGGAGGACAGAUGGCCGCUCUCAACUGGCAGACCUACGAUGUUCCGCAGCAGAUCAACGAGGCCAUGUUUGCCGCGGGAACGGAUCGUCUAGGCUAUGUCUUGAAGCCGGAAGAGUUACGACACGCCAAGCACCAAAAUGUACUGGAAGGCACCGAACUAGCACAAAAACAUGACGAAAAGGGAGGCAAGAAAAGCGUGAGGUUUAGCGUCGACAUCAUCUCCGCUCAACGCCUGCCACGACCACGCAACCAAACCUCCGGUGCUGGCAUGAAUCCGUACAUUGAGUUUGAGAUGUUCUAUGCUGAAGACAAGGAACGUGUCAGCACGAAGCCUCAGAACAGUAUGGACGGGUCAGGACAGGAUCUUCCGUUCGAGAAGGUGCUACCGAGCCGCAGCCGGACGAGGAUUGUUGAAGGCAAUGGUUUCGACCCUCAGUACCACCAGAAUAUCACCAGUUCUGUCGAGACCAAGUUUCCCAGCCUGGUCUUUGUGCGCUGGACGGUGUGGAACGCCCCCCAGGGCAAGAAGUCAGGCUCCAAUGGUGUGCUACUCGCAGCGUAUACCGCCAAGCUCAGUAGUCUGCAGCAAGGUUACCGGCACCUCCCGCUAUUCAACCCACAGGGCGAACAGUAUCGCGAUGCGAAGCUAUUCGUCAAGAUUAAGACCGGCACACCUGUCGCGCUGCCGGCACCGAGGGACGAGAAUUGGUUCUACGACCCGACCGUCUCGCCCAGGGAUACAGGCCGACCGGAGCGUACGUGGCCACAGCGCCUCUUCAGCCGCGCUCCCAGCCAGAGGCGCAGGGAAUACAGUGACAUUUCCGCACCCUUGAGUCGCACCUCGAGCAUGGACCGUGAGUCCUUACGAUGACCAACAUUUUUUAUUUAUGAUACCCGCGCACUUACUUGGAGUUUCUGUCUUGGGAUUAUCGGCAGACAGCGGGCGUGCUGUACCGGAUGGCAUUCUUGAUAACAUACAGUCUUAUACCCCAUUGCGCGAGUCUUGUUGGGCAUAUCAUACGUCGGAGCGAAGCACCUGACCAGAGAUGGAUUGCGUGAUGACAAACGCAGAAUUUCAUUUGUUAUUACAUUGUACAAUAGUUGUUGAGCUCUCGGAUGCUCCAGGGUUCCAUUUUGCACAUCUGUCCUACUGGUUUAGGGAGAUGAUGUGCCUGUAUGACGAGCCCUUUGCAGUUGCAAUGCAAAGAGGCAACGAUAUUAGAAUAUGAAUGGUGAACGCAGUCGCCGCCUCAGCUUU